This is a messenger RNA of Coccomyxa subellipsoidea C-169, 1062 nucleotides long. RefSeq lists its product as hypothetical. The transcript is spliced from 5 exons. Bases 51 to 593 code for a protein of 180 amino acids. The record is from RefSeq and is a predicted model, not a curated record. NCBI's taxonomy places the organism in Eukaryota, Viridiplantae, Chlorophyta, Trebouxiophyceae, Coccomyxaceae.
GUGGAAAAGCUGUGAAGUAGCACAUUCUAGGCUUGCCUCAUCUAGCAGCCAUGGCGCAACCCCCACCAGGAUAUCCAGGAGGUGGAUAUCCACCAGGUGAAGGCCAUCCAGGUGGCAGUGGGCCUCCCACGGGCGAAGUAGGUGACAAGGGCCUCAUGAGCAACAUAAUGCAUGGCCUUGGAGGCCAGCACAACUACCCCCCAGGCUAUCCCCAACAGGGGGUGGGGGGUUACCCACCUCAAUACGGCCAAUAUGCACCCCCAGGCGGCCACCCGCCUCAAGGACAGCCUUACUAUCCUCCUCAGGGGCCAGGCUAUGGGGGAGGUUACCCGACACCAGGCAACUACCCUCCGCCGCAGCAGUCCCACGGCCCUGGCGGCCUGGGAUCAGCUCUGCUGGGCGGCGCCGGCGGCGCAGUCCUGGGAUCAAUGCUGGGAGGACAUCAUGGUGGUGGUCACCAGGGCGGAUAUGCUCCCGGGUAUGGAGGCCAGGGGUAUGGCUACGGUGGACACGGCGGCGGCAAGUAUAAACACAAGCACAAGCACAAGGGCCACGGCGGCGGAUGGGGCCACAAGAAGCACAAGUACAAGUGACGCGCGCGCAUCCGGCCAAGCUGAGAAGGCGAAGUUGCAAUAAGUGGUCUUGAGCAUUCGUUGGAUGAAGAGUGUGUUGACCUUGUGACCUGCUGUCGGUGAAUACCUGCGCUUGAGAAACUGCAGCCAUUUUGAUAUAACGAGCCCCAUGUCAAAACUGAUGGGAACACAAUUGCAUCUCUAUAGACGAGCAUCUCUAUAGACGAGCAUCGUUGUGCAGAAAUGGACGCAUGCUGAAUGGGUGACAGGGAGUGCCCAACAACUUCAUGGGGAUGUGUCCGCAGAACAGAGGAAGCAUGAAAGCCAUGAUGUGUGAUCAUGAUGGGAAUGUCUUAGAUAUUACGCAUCCCGUGGAUGGGCUUAAGAAGCUUCCUGGUGCCUGCAGUUGCAUAUGCAUGCAAUAUAGUUCUUGUACGUACUGCCGGUGUUGCGCUCUUCAUAGAUUAUGUAACGAUUAUAAUAUUGAGAC